AUUUUAAUUAAAUGCCCCACCACCCAUUUAGGACCAAUUCUUUUGGAUUGGUUCAAUUUGAAGAAUCGGAGACUUGCUCGAUCGGCGGCAGGUGAUCAUGAACUUCGCUGGCGACAAUUCUCUGUGAUUAGAAUCUGCCCUCAAUAAUAUAUAAUUCAUGAAGGAGAAGGAUCUUCAUCGAGGAAGAGGAAAAGGAGGAGCAUUCAACUGAAGAAGAAACCGACUCCCAAGCAUGACGAGCAAAAUCCACUAAUCCCAAAACACACACCCUCCGGGGGGGCCUUCAGCUCCAAUGUACGUGAAGAUGAACAAGAGAGUCCAAGAAAGUUUAGGAUGAAGCCAAGAAUGGACAUUGGAGACUUUAAUUCCCCAGUGGGACUGGCAAAUGCUAUGGAGGAGAAGGCUGGCCUACCCACUUCUCCAGCUGCAGGAAACACUAUUACUGAUAAUCCACCCAUUGAUGUUGCCUUCAAGAGGCCUCUGUUUGAGGAUGUACUCUCGCAAUUUAUAUUCACCGGUAGCAGCCAUCCCAAUGGGCAAGACAAGAAUCUUUUCAAGUCACAGGUUCUCCGUCCUUGCACUGAAAGGACUGCAAUUAGAGAAAACAGGGACAUGGAGGACAAUAGGCAGAAGAGAGCAGAGUCUCUCAUUGUUGCUAAGCAGAAGAUCUAUACAUCCAUUUCUCCUGACAAUGAUCAAACUGCAGCAAAUGCAGUUGGGAAUGCAACUUUCAUUUCACAAAGCAUUUAUGAAAAGCCGGAAAGGGGUAAGGAAAAAGUGAAUGCGAAAACAGGUGAAAAGGUCUCAUCCAAGAAAACAAGAAAAGAUAUGAGGGGUCAGAAGAAUUGUCGUCGACAAGUUGUGGUUUCUGGUUACUUCAAUACUUCUAAAGGGGAAGUAAGAAAAGAUAUGAGGGGUCAGAAGAAUUGUCGUCGACAAGUUGUGGUUUCUGGUUACUUCAAUACUUCUAAAGGUGAAGUAAUAGCGCCAUGUCAAGAGAAUAACAUAAAAAGCAAACAGUCCAAACAAAGAAUGGAGUGUUGUCCCAAAAAAUUAAGGGUUUCCCCCUACUUUCACAGGGAAUCACUUGAGGAAGGCAAUGCAGUUUCUGACUCUUUGGAAGGUGGCAUUGAGUACGUUGUAUUGCCAACAAGGGCCCAAAGAGAAGCAUUAGUUAGGCCUGUACUUUCUGCUCACCAGAGGCUAGAUGAGGCUUAUAAAAGAAGAACACCAGAUAACACAUGGAAGCCACCACGCUCUGAUUUCAAUCUCCUCCAAGAGGAUCAUGCCUAUGAUCCUUGGAGGGUCUUGGUGAUAUGUAUGCUUCUUAAUCGGACAACGGGUCUGCAGGUAUGUAUGCUCAGUCCUUGGAGGGUCUUGGUGAUAUGUAUGCUUCUUAAUCGGACAACUGGUCUGCAGGCCAGAAAAGUUAUAUCUGAGCUCUUCAGUUUAUGCCCAAAUGCAAAGGCUGCUACAGAGGUUGCUCCUGAGGAGAUAGAAAAAGUCAUAAAAACCUUAGGUUUACAGAAAAAGAGGUCUGUAAUGAUUCAACAGUUCUCUCAGGAAUAUUUGGGUCAAAGCUGGACUCAUGUGACUCAACUGCAUGGUGUUGGCAAGUAUGCAGCGGAUGGGUAUGCAAUAUUCUGUACCGGGAAGUGGGAGCGCGUGAGGCCAACAGAUCACAUGCUAAACAAAUAUUGGGAAUUUCUGUGCAGUAACAAACACAGAUUAGACAGCCUAAGUUAGCCCGGUCAUGAUUAAUGUUAAUGUUUGUCCAAGACAGACUGAUGAUGUACAUUCAUCCAUCUCUUCUAUCUGAUGAUUUAUGCAGGGCCAGGAGUCUUGUAGUUCCAACCCUUCGUUUUGGUUGCUCAUUUUGUAAUUCACUUACUCACUCACUCACUCCUGGUAAACCUCACCUUGUUUUGUCAGGUCUGGUCUACUAGGAAUCGUUAACUAGGUAUCUUCUGUAAAAAAACAGAAAAGUAGUAGUAGUUAAGAGAAAGUAGUAGGAGAAGCAUGGAAGAGGUCUUGUUUUUGCAUUUGGUUCUUAAUUGAAGUGAAUAUGUGCUACCAAGAUAUGUGUAUAUAUAUGCUUAUUAGCGUGUUGCUUCCUUAUGUA
Molecule: messenger RNA, 2122 nt
Organism: Diospyros lotus (date-plum)
Lineage: Eukaryota; Viridiplantae; Streptophyta; Magnoliopsida; Ericales; Ebenaceae
Product: methyl-CpG-binding domain protein 4-like protein
Exons: 5
Coding region: 334-1746 (470 amino acids)
Biological process (GO): DNA repair
Cellular component (GO): nucleus
Molecular function (GO): catalytic activity; DNA binding
Source: RefSeq, a predicted model, not a curated record